AUGGACCCCGGGGUCAUCGGGCGGAGCCUCCUGGCGCCUUCGCCAGCAGCACCGCCUACGCUGCUGCCGCUGCUGCCGCUGCUGCCUGUGCUGCUGUUGCUGCAGGUGGCCAGCCCAGCCUCUGCCUUUUCGGAAAACCUGCUGACCGCCCCGGGGGUGAUGGGGACCAGUCCGGUCCCCGCCAGCCCCGGGAGCGUGGUGGCUCCGGGAACUACCCCCUUCGAAGAGAGCCGGCUGCCUGUGUUUACCCUAGAUUAUCCCCAUGUGCAGAUUCCCUUUGAGAUUACCCUCUGGAUCCUGCUGGCUUCCUUGGCCAAGAUCGGAUUUCACCUUUAUCACAAGUUGCCCACAAUAGUACCUGAAAGCUGUCUUCUAAUCAUGGUUGGACUUCUGCUAGGUGGGAUUAUAUUUGGAGUAGAUGAAAAGUCUCCACCUGCAAUGAAGACAGAUGUAUUUUUCUUAUAUCUUCUUCCACCCAUUGUUCUUGAUGCAGGAUAUUUUAUGCCAACUCGUCCUUUCUUUGAGAACAUUGGCACCAUAUUCUGGUAUGCUGUUGUAGGGACCCUUUGGAAUUCUAUUGGCAUUGGGAUCUCUCUGUUUGGCAUCUGCCAGAUUGAAGCAUUUGGCUUGACUGACAUCACUUUGCUACAGAGCCUGCUUUUUGGCAGCUUGAUUUCAGCUGUGGAUCCCGUGGCUGUGCUUGCUGUCUUUGAAAACAUUCACGUCAAUGAACAACUUUACAUCCUGGUAUUUGGAGAGUCAUUGUUGAAUGAUGCUGUCACAGUGGUGCUGUACAAUUUGUUCAAGUCUUUUUGCCAGAUGAAAACAAUAGAGACCAUUGAUGUGUUUGCUGGAAUCGCGAACUUCUUUGUGGUGGGAAUCGGGGGGAUAGUGAUUGGAAUCUUGUUGGGCUUUAUAGCAGCAUUUACCACCCGUUUCACACACAAUAUCCGAGUGAUUGAGCCACUCUUUGUCUUCCUAUACAGCUACUUAUCCUACAUCACAGCAGAAAUGUUUCACCUCUCAGGCAUCAUGGCGAUCAUAGCUUGUGCUAUGACCAUGAAUAAAUAUGUGGAAGAAAAUGUAUCUCAAAAAUCUUAUACAACUAUCAAGUAUUUCAUGAAGAUGCUGAGCAGUGUCAGUGAAACCCUGAUCUUCAUCUUCAUGGGAGUGUCGACAGUGGGAAAAAAUCAUGAAUGGAACUGGGCCUUCGUCUGCUUCACCCUGAUCUUCUGUUUGAUCUGGCGUGCACUAGGUGUCUUUGUUUUGACUCAGAUCAUUAACUGGUUCCGGACAAUACCUCUGACUUUUAAAGAUCAGUUCAUCAUUGCCUAUGGAGGACUACGAGGGGCCAUCUGUUUUGCUCUGGUCUUCCUGCUUCCUGCUGCAGUGUUUCCCAGAAAGAAACUGUUUAUUACAGCUGCCAUUGUUGUCAUAUUCUUUACAGUCUUCAUUCAGGGAAUAACUAUUCGACCACUAGUGGAGUUUCUUGAUGUGAAGAGGUCAAAUAAAAAACAACCAGCUGUCAGUGAAGAAAUUCAUUGCCGGUUUUUUGAUCAUGUAAAGACUGGGAUUGAAGAUGUAUGUGGACAUUGGGGUCACAACUUUUGGAGAGAUAGGUUCAAAAAGUUUGAUGAUAAAUACCUGAGGAAGCUUCUGAUUAGGGAAAACCAACCCAAGUCAAGCAUUGUUUCAUUGUAUAAGAAGCUGGAAAUAAAACAUGCAAUAGAGAUGGCAGAGACUGGGAUGAUAAGCACAGUGCCAUCUAUUGCAUCACUUAAUGAUUAUCGUGAGGAAAAAAUAAGAAAGCUGACCCCUGGUGAAAUGGAUGAGAUACGACAAAUAUUGUCAAGGAAUCUCUAUCAAAUACGACAGCGUACUCUGUCUUAUAAUAGACACAACCUGACCACAGAUACAAGUGAAAGGCAAGCCAAAGAGAUUCUGAUCCGACGUCGGCAUAGCUUGAGAGAAAGCAUAAGGAAAGACAACAGCUUGAACCGGGACAGACGGGCAUCUACUUCAACCUCCCGGUAUUUGUCACUACCUAAGAACACUAAACUUCCAGAGAUGUUGAAAAGGAGACAGAACAUGUCUAAUACGGAUGGCAAUAGCAGUGACUCUGAUCCAGAUACUGGGACCACAGUGCUCAAUUUGCAACCCAGGGCAAGGCGUUUUUUGAUGGACCAGCAUCAGAAGGCUCAGCAGCAAUACCGAAUGGAAUGGAGAAACGAAGUGCAUGGAGACGCCAGCAGAGGGCAGCCUUCCAUCACCUUAACUCCCCCCAGCUCAGCGGUCCAAGCACAGACCCCAGGUGUGCUCCGGCAGCCUUUGCUCUCCAAAGCCAGAUUUGGCACUGUGAGAGAAGAAGGCUUGACUGAUGGCAAAAGACCCGUGCCUCCCCCCAGGCUAGUCAGGCGGGCCUCAGAGCCUGGAAACCAGAAAAACAGAUAUGGAAUUGAUAACCCUUAGUGGAAACAGCCAAACCAAGACUGUGGUGACUCGCCUAACACAUCUGUAGCUUAUUAUCCUGAAAAAUGACGGAACAAUUGAAUCCAUUUUAAACUCACUACGGAUCUAAAUAUUUUCUGUGGGAGGCAGGGCCAAGCCAUCGAUUUAAUGGGAUGAAAUGAAAAGCCCAGAAGGAGGAAAACAGACAAAAAAAAAAAGAAAGGGAAAAAAAAGAAAAAAACCAGAAAGCAUCUUUUAUGAGUAGCUUCUAGCAAUUGCAUUCUUUCCAGGCUCAAAAAAAAAAAAAUAAAAGUGUGCCUUUAAUGGUUCUGGAAUUGAAUAACAGAACUAAAAUAUGUUUAGCAAACACCAUUGAUUGUGAAAAUGCAUAUGUCUAUGCCUCAUUCAAGCUUUUAUUUUUGAAACUUUCUUUUCAUCUAUAACCAAUGUCUAAAUGAAUAGUACCCCCAAAAUGUUUUAAAAAUGCAUAGAAUAUAUAUUUUGAAAAAAAAAAAAGAAGGUAGAACUACACGGGGCUAUUUUUGAAGGAUGGCAAAUCUGUCAUCAGUGGUUGGAGGAGUUUCCCAUAAUGCAAUGGGGCAGCAAAAAUUAUUUUUCAGAACAGCGUUCACCUAGAGCAUUCACACGCCUCAAUCAGGAAAUUCAUCAGAUAAGCUCUAUGGACAAAAGUGGCCUGGCUGUCAUUGAGUGAUCUUAGGGUCAUAUGGCAGUCCCCCAACAUAUCAGUGAGGAGCAACUCUAUCUCAGUUUGUUCCUCUCGAUCCUGUGUUUGGCUCUGAUGUGAAAAUUGAAUCUCCACUUCUUGUUUACCUGGUGCAAACAGACUUACUGGGCAGUGUAGGGGAGAGCCGGCACAUGGCGGGUUGCAGACUCACUUGCCUGCAACAUUAUAUGAAGUUCCAACCACACCAUCUGUAGGCAGUGUGUGGGGCAAUAGGGCAUCUCAGAGUUCCAUGUGUUUACAUUGUAUUGGUCGAUAAGUUAAACUGUGCAAUAUUAGGCAGGAUGCAGGCAGCCCUGGAUCCAUGCCCACUUGCUACUAUGUCUUCAAGUAGAAUUGCCCUUUUAGGGGUUUUAGGACAAUGAAUCCAGGUCAUUAGCUUCAGGUUGAGUAGGAUGACAGGUGGUGAAUUAUGCUUCAAAAUUUUACAUUGAGAAAAUGCUCAUUGCUUGUUUGUAGAUUUUUUACCCAGGAGACAUUUUCACGUGAGAAUUUAGAAUAAUCUGCUAUACCUACUUUAAAAUAACAAAAACAAAAAUGACUAGCCUAAAGAUGGUUAUGAAUAAAGCAAAUGCAAUUAUAACUCAAUAUUUUCCCAUCUAAAUUAAACCCUAGAUAUAUGAGUAACCUAAGGGGCAGCAUAAAUUUAAGGAUAUGUGAGAUUUAAGUAUAUCUAGUUGAUAUUUGAUUCAUUAUUCCUUGUAACAUAAUUUUGUCUUGGCCUUCUCUUUUUGCUUUUUAAACUUACUGGUACUAAGAUUUAGACAAAUUAUGUUCACAAAUAAGACUGGAAUUCUGACAGAGGGU
This is a messenger RNA of Gracilinanus agilis (Agile Gracile Mouse Opossum), 3997 nucleotides long. It is a transcript of the gene SLC9A2, whose product is annotated as solute carrier family 9 member A2. The record is from RefSeq and is a predicted model, not a curated record. The coding region runs from base 1 to 2469 and encodes 822 amino acids. Gene Ontology annotation, cellular component: membrane. Gene Ontology annotation, molecular function: sodium:proton antiporter activity. The transcript is spliced from 12 exons. Gene Ontology annotation, biological process: regulation of pH; proton transmembrane transport; sodium ion transport. Lineage: Eukaryota; Metazoa; Chordata; Mammalia; Didelphimorphia; Didelphidae.